Molecule: messenger RNA, 3328 nt
Organism: Paramacrobiotus metropolitanus
Lineage: Eukaryota; Metazoa; Tardigrada; Eutardigrada; Parachela; Macrobiotidae
Product: sodium/potassium/calcium exchanger 4-like
Exons: 19
Coding region: 916-3054 (712 amino acids)
Biological process (GO): calcium ion transmembrane transport; intracellular calcium ion homeostasis
Cellular component (GO): membrane
Molecular function (GO): calcium channel activity; calcium, potassium:sodium antiporter activity
Source: RefSeq, a predicted model, not a curated record
UGUAUUCCCGCCGAUACAUCAUACAGUAUUGUGCAAUCCUCUACAGAGUUGGGAAGUUAUUCCCUUUCUGCAGUGCGGGAUUGUUACUAGUGGUUCGGGCGUGCCGACGCUGGUGAAUGGCAUCUGUUGUAUUACGCUUUUAUAUUGCUAUCUUACUAUAACUGUGCAUGUUCUGCUGGACCUGGCAUUAACGUAAGCUGCAAGGAUUUUUUCCUGCUAUAUGCGACAUAUUCCAGUGUGGCGGUGAUUUUUCUGCAUGCCGAUCCACUCUUCCAUCUUCGUAGUCUUCCGCAUUGUAUGAACAGGGUUGCCUUUAAAAGCGGAUAAACGAUGAUAAAAUGCUGACGACUGCUCACUUUAAAGGAUUACCACCGUAACCUCCCGUAGAGCAAUUGACAAACUGAAUUGACGCCGUAAUGAUACUGCUCUCUAAACAGGGAUAUUCGAAUUCAUUGCGUAUCCCGUUGGAAAUUUCGACGAUGCAAGCUGACUGAGACAGUACACAGGAAAACUGUGCGGGACUGACAGCGGCUCUGGACAUUCAGAUUCUUGCGACACAUUAAUACUUACUCAGUAAAAAGAUAUAUACGACGGAAGGUGUGAUCUGCGUGCUCAAUAAUCGGCAGUAUAGUGUGCCGCAAAAAAAUGCACAUUGCGGGCUUUUUUUGACUGCAAUAAAUGCAGCUGCCUAAUGUGGGAAAGCCGUGAUUGUACGUACGACCGACAAUUCCGUUUAAUCAAUCUUUCCUGAUGCAUUUAUGUCAUAUCGUAUGUGCGCCGGCGUAUUUACACAAAGUUUGGGGGAUUUGCCAAAAGGAUUUAUAUUGUUUCAAAAGGACCUGAUCCUGGCCUUAUCCCUGUUGCCCGGAUUGUGAGAGUUGCUCAAAUCGAGCGGCAUAAACACACUUAAAAAUCAUGCCAUCGACUACGAUAACAUCGUCUUCAUUGCGCCGGAUCUGCCGCUGUACUAUCUUCCUUACGUUGUUCCUAAUGUUCAUGGACUCACGAUUGCGCCCUGCCUUUUUGUCGUUAUCCAAGGAUAGUGGACAAGGCAAUGGCCAUCACCCCGAGCCCGUACAGAACACCCUUAGCAGACAAAAACGAGCUGCUAUAUUUGAUACCGAAACAGUAAUAUCCAAUCAAACGAAAUUAAUUCGGAAUGCUCGACAAAAACCCAAUAAGGAAGAAAUUGAAGAUGCCGAACCGGAAACGGAUGAUCCAGCUGCUGGUGAAGACAGCGAAAAGACGGAUCCAGAUGGAGAGGAUGCGGAACAAAAGGAAGAAGAAACAGAAGAGGACGCGACAACCACAGUGAAGUCGCGGCAUAAAACAACUAAACGUACGGUUGUCAAAACAACGACACCCGCGCGGAAGAAAUCUACUCAUACCUCGCAUAAGGGAAAAGAAAAAGAUAAACAUGUAAAAACUGACAAGGACAACGAUAAUGGUGACGAUGAUGACGACGAAGAGGAUGAUAAAGACGACAAAAAACAUAGCCACUCCACACACGCACACAGCCACACUAGCGUAGGCGCAACGGUUUAUGGACACAGCACGACGGAAGAACCGAUAAAAGAGCCGGAAUGCACUAUACCAGCUAUCAGACAGUUUCCCCCAGAUAUGUUCGAUCAGAAAGGCCGCCGUUAUGGAGGUUUGCUUGUACACAUUCUGGUGGUUGUGUAUAUGUUUCUGUGUUUGGCGGUUGUCUGCGAUGAUUAUUUUUGUGGAAGUUUGGAAACUGUCUGCAAGAGGUUAAACUUGAGCGAAGAUGUCGCAGGAGCAACAUUAAUGGCUGCUGGAAGUUCUGCGCCCGAACUGUUUGCUAGCCUUAUUGGUGUGUUCGUGGCGAAAGGUGACGUUGGAACAGGAACUAUUGUUGGAUCUGCAGUUUUCAAUGUCUUGUUUGUGGUGGGAACCUGCGCAUUUUUUUCUGGAACAGAGGGAACACAAUUAUCGUGGUGGCCUAUAAUGAGGGACACUGGAUUUUAUUCCAUUUCUAUUGCAGUUUUGAUUGCGUCUAUUGCUGACGGAGAAGUGACUUGGUAUGAAUCGUUGAUCAUGUUGAUAUUCUAUGGCAUUUAUGUAUGCACCAUGAAAUUUAAUACAAGAGCGUUCGAGUGGGUGUCCCAGAAGACUGGCUGGAGUGGCCCAGUUCAGGGUGUGGAAGAGUCGGCACGGCUUUCAGGUGGUGGACGGUUUGACAAGCCAGUUUUUAGCGGUUACGAACAAUUCGCCGAUGAAGCAGACAAUUUCCAGGAUCACGAAGCGAUGUCUCCACAUCCACAUAAACAGUCUUCUUUAAGUGUCCCUUCCAACGAAAAAGUGCAAUGGCAUCAACGAAACUCAUUUGAAGUGGUUCAUGAAGAAUUUGAAAAAUGGCGGGUUAAGCCGCAGCCGGGGUCCGGGAAGAAAGCCUUUGCCCGAUGGAUCGUUAUGUAUCCUAUUUAUUUUGUGCUCUAUUACACCAUACCCGACUGUAAAAAGGAACGAUUUGCUAAAUGGUAUCUUGCGACGUUCUUCCUCUCAAUCGCAUGGAUUGCGGUGUUCAGUUAUAUAAUGGUUUGGAUGGUAACGAUAAUGGGUCACACAAUGAACAUUCCCGACUCGAUUAUGGGGAUAACUUUCCUUGCAGCAGGAACAAGCAUCCCUGAUGCAAUGGCUAGCCUAAUAGUUGCCCGCCAAGGAAUGAUAGAUAUGGCUGUAUCAAACAGCAUCGGGAGCAACGUUUUCGAUAUCCUUAUUGGGCUGGCGCUUCCGUGGUUCUUAAGUACAAGCAUGGUUCGACCUGGACAUACGGUGAGAAUCAAUAGUAACGGAUUGGUCUACAACGCAGUCCUGCUUUUUGUGACCGUUGCCAUUGCGCUGGGUGGAUUACGCUCGACGGGAUGGAGACUGACCCGGCGAGUGGGGACGAUAUUCUACAUUACGUACGGCAUUUAUUUGAUACUGGCCGUCAUGAUCGAAUACAAUGUGUUCGGCUUCGUCAACCCGCGGAUGUGUAAUGACGAGGAAGCGGAUCUCAAGGAGCACAUAAUGGCCAAAAGCGGUCAAUAAGAAAACUGCCUCUCUUUUUCCGAGUAAUAAACAACUUCGUCAAAGCUAUACAACGUACUGUGAUCCAUAUGAACAUCCGGUUUGCCGCGCUGCAUGAUGCGCAUAAUACAGGAAGAAGAAAACCUCUUAAUUUAUGCGAAAUAUUACCGAAAUUCUUAUCAAGUUUGUGACAAGUUAAAAUGUCAUCUGGUGUGAUGUCUAGCCGUAAGUUUGAUGGUCGCGUGUAAUGUAUUAUAUUAGUUAUGAAAUGGUCACGGCAAGAUAUUAAACCACA